Messenger RNA from Chara braunii, 785 nucleotides. The record is from the annotation of a GenBank genome assembly. NCBI's taxonomy places the organism in Eukaryota, Viridiplantae, Streptophyta, Charophyceae, Charales, Characeae.
GUUAGAGUGAGAGAGAGAUAGAGAGAGGGGGGGGGGGGGGGGGGGGGGGGGGGGGGGGGGGGGAGAAGAGUUAAAAAAGUUAAAAAAACGUCUUUCUUUCCAAUGGACCACGGCAUGCUGUGGAAACCUGAUUUCAACAUGCACAAUGGUUUUGCAGGGUGCAUGGGAGGUGAUGGCCCUGGUAAAGGGGAGGUAGCAAGCAAAGGCGCAGGAGGAGGAGGUGGUCAUGGUGGAAUGGGUGGAAUUGCUUAUUUCAACACAAGCGUUGCGCUCGGCGGCAAAAGCUAUGGAAAUGACAAACUUCCUUGUGAAUUCGGAAGUGGAGGUGGAGUAUUGGAAUUGGGAGAAGGAAGCAGCGGAGGUGGUGUUCUUGUGUUCGGUUCGAUGGAGUAUCCACUAGGAGUACUCGAGGUGUCUGGAUCAAUCACAGCUGAUGGAGCUGAUGCUGAGAAGCGCCAUGGAGGUGAACUAAUUGGUGGCAGUGGAGGUGGAGCCGGAGGGAGCGUGCUGUUGUUUCUUAGGAGUUUGAAGAUGGAGAACACCUCCAUAAUUUCGAGUGCUGGAGGGAAUGGGGCUCCUGUUGGAGGAGCUGGUGGAGGGGGCGGGAGAGUGCAUCUGGAAUGGGUAGAUCUGCUUUGGGGGGAGAAGUACGUUGCACAUUCCAUGGUUGAGACCAACAUCUCUGUGUGGUAAGCCCUUUCGAUCACAUAGGACCUGACUCUUUUUUUUUUUUUUUUUUUUUUUUUUUUGUAAAAUCCCCCUCUGUGUUAGUGGUGCUGGUAAGA